Messenger RNA from Sander lucioperca (pikeperch), 1413 nucleotides. RefSeq names its product ribosomal biogenesis factor (gene rbis). The transcript is spliced from 4 exons. The record is from RefSeq and is a predicted model, not a curated record. The coding region runs from base 192 to 488 and encodes 98 amino acids. Gene Ontology annotation, biological process: ribosome biogenesis. Gene Ontology annotation, cellular component: nucleolus. NCBI's taxonomy places the organism in Eukaryota, Metazoa, Chordata, Actinopteri, Perciformes, Percidae.
GCCUCCUCUCAGAAGUUUAUCCAGAGCAGGCAACGACGUGGAGAAACAGGACUGUUGCUUCCACAGCUCCAGAGCCGUCGUGACUGGCGGUGCAACGGCUUUGCUCACUGACUGCAGCAGCACUGAGGCCUUCUGGUAGCUCAGCCCUGCAACAUGCAUAACUUCAACAGCAGACAGAGACAAUAGGUAACAUGGGGAAGAAUAAACAAAAGGGGAAAAAGCAGAAGAACGUCUUUCAAGUUGCAAACAAGCACUUGAAGCCUAAGAACAAAGCGAAACCUGUCACGACAACGCUCAAACAUAUCAAUGCAGUGAAACAUGAGAAGGUGGAGAACCUCAAUCAAAUCUUCACAGAAGUCCAGAGGGAUGUCAGGAGCAUUUCAAAGUCUGUUGCUCCCGAACCAAAGAAACAAACGCAGAUUGUCAGAGAGCCACCAAAGGAAUCUGUAAACGUUGACAAUGCGGCUCAACUCUUCUCUCAGCUAUAAUGGACCAUGACGGCGGGGCUGUCAUAAAGUCUAAGGACAAACACAGUGACCACCUGAACUGUAUGUCUCUCCAUGUUGGACAUGUCAGUCAGUUUACAUCCAGUGCAUUUUGACAUUGCAUGCCAAAAUGAGGACUGCAGAGAAGAUGAAAAUUAAAAGAGGUUACUGCAUGAUAGGAAAACCUUGUGUGUGUAUUCUAAACAUUUUGUAUAUUCAAUGCAAAGAAAGACAAACGUGUGCUCUGAGAUAUUGUUUCAGGAACAAAGGAGAUUCUUUUGUUUUUAUUAAUGAAUAUUAUUUUGUGUAGAAAUGUUUGCUUUCUCUAGGCUGCAACAAAUGAUUAUUUUCCUUAUUAAUUAAGCUGCUGGUUAUUUCCUUGAUUAACUGUAGACUAGUGAAACAUAUCCAUCAUAACAAAGAACCAACAGUCCCUAACAAAAACGUAUUCUGUUAACUAUAUAUAAUACCAUAUAUAAAAACGAACAUCAGUAAAUACUUGGAACCAGGUAAUAUUUGGCAUUUUUGCUUGAAAAUAGGCUGAAACAAUGAAUCAAUUAACACAGUAGUCGCUAAUUAAUUUUCUAUUGAUUUGACAGUAAACUGUUUUCUUGACUAAACUGUUGAUGCGGCUGCGUCUUCAUCAUCUGAAUCUGCAUGAAAUUAAAGGUGAUUUAUGAAAGGUAAUUAAACACAACAUUUUCAAAGGAAAGAUACAACCAUAUGCACUGUAUCCUACUCUUUGAGUUUUGUUUUGCAAGCCAGUUCAAGGUUUUUGCACCUUUUUUUCCCCAUGCUUUUCCUUCCUCUGAUUUAGUGUAAAUUAAGUCACAAAGGAGAUCGUCGUGACUGCUGUUUGUAAUGAUGAAAGUGUGUUGUUCCAAAGAGAUUUGUCCUGGAAAUCAUUAAAAUUGCACGUAGAAGUUCA